GGUAGUUGUCAUUUGAAACGACAUUUUAAGUUAAAAUAAAAUUAACAUAAUCUUUGUCCAUGGUAAUUAUUGAUGAAUAAACUCAAUGGACAGGUGGUUCAGCCACCGCUAUACAAAGUAAUCAUGGUGGGCAGGGAUGAUUCUGGCAAAAAUGCCCUAGCCCUUCAGUUCAUGUACAAUGAGUUUGUUGAGGACUAUAGCCCAACAAAAGCCGAUUCGUACCGAAAAAAGGUUAUUCUGGACGACGAAGAGGUUCAGAUCGAUAUCCUGGACACCGCCGGACAGGAGGACUAUCCGGCCAUUCGUGACAACUAUUUCCGUUCGGGUGAAGGAUUUCUAUGCGUUUUCUCGAUCACAAAACACGAGUCCUUCACUGCUGUCAAUGAAUUCAGGGAGCAAAUACUGCGAGUGAAGGGCGACGACAACAUC
This is a messenger RNA of Oppiella nova, 429 nucleotides long. Lineage: Eukaryota; Metazoa; Arthropoda; Arachnida; Sarcoptiformes; Oppiidae. The record is from the annotation of a GenBank genome assembly.